Messenger RNA from Saprolegnia diclina VS20, 1185 nucleotides. RefSeq lists its product as hypothetical. Lineage: Eukaryota; Oomycota; Saprolegniomycetes; Saprolegniales; Saprolegniaceae. Bases 26 to 901 code for a protein of 291 amino acids. The transcript has a single exon. The record is from RefSeq and is a predicted model, not a curated record.
CUUGCGCAAAACUCGAGAGGCGACGAUGCUCAAGCGCACGCUCCCGACGUCGACGCCGGCCGAGUACCCGAGCAAGAUCCAGAUCUUGUACCCGCGCCCGGACCAGAGCGGGCCGCGGGACGCCGCCGACGACGCCAAGCCCUUCGGCGCGUACUACUCGCCGCACCUGCCACCGAGCCUGCCGCCGCAGCGAGCGCACUAUGGCGAGUGGCCCAAGCCGCAGUGGGAGCCAUCGAUGGAGCACAGCGAGAGCGGCAAGCCAAUGCUGUACCCGCGCAGCCACGACGACCAAAGCGCUUUGCAACACAACACGCCGCAACAACAGCAUUUGCACCCUCCGCAGCAGCAGCAGCAUCAACACCAACAUGCGCAUCUGCAACAUCACGCCAAUGCUGGGCCCGCGAUGAAGCGGUCGUGGCGGGAGAUGGAAGAGCAUUUUGUGUGGCAGCGCGAGACCAAGCGCCGCGAAGACGAGUUUGACGACGCACCGAUCCUCGCGGCCUCGACGCCACCGCCCGAGCCCGUGUCGUCACCGACGUCGUCGGACGUGCUCGAGAAGGACGACGAGAAGCUUCUGAGCAAGGCGUCGGCCGGGAAGAAGCGCAACCGCAUGAAGGACGAGAUCGACACGUUGCGAAAAGAGAUCUUUGCCAUGACCAAGCAGAUCGACACGUUGAAGGCGCACCAUACUGGGAAGCACGCGCCGCGCGGGAAGGUGCUCUGGGCCGACAUUGCCAAGCAGCAGGAGGCCGAGCUCGGCCGCGUCGUGCACGAAAACCAGCAGCUCCGGCAGACGCUCGAGGAGCACCUCGGCAUUGCGCAAGACUACCUCGACUCCAUUUUGCCCAAGCAGCCGCCGACCAAAGACGUCUCGGCGCUCCCCGUCAUUAUGUGUCUCUAGAAGCUCCUAUUCCCGUACCAAUAAAUUCUCCAAGCUCUCUGCUCCUUGCCAAGGAUCUAGCCGGAUCCGACUCGAGAGUCAGUCGUCGAACGCGGGAUGAGGUGCUCGCCAUUACGUCGCCAGCGAUGAUACUCGUACGCGCAAUCACUGCUUUGAGACUUCGCUCGAGUCGAACCACUCCGACUAUAGUAUCCUUGAAGUUAGAGUUGGACUGUAGAACUGACACCUUGGUCCCCAACUGUUCUAUUUCAACACCUAGAGUAUAUAGUUUAGUCGAACUCGUC